Cercospora beticola is the source of this 2083-nucleotide messenger RNA. RefSeq lists its product as uncharacterized. The record is from RefSeq and is a predicted model, not a curated record. Lineage: Eukaryota; Fungi; Ascomycota; Dothideomycetes; Mycosphaerellales; Mycosphaerellaceae. Gene Ontology annotation, molecular function: acyltransferase activity, transferring groups other than amino-acyl groups.
CACCGACAGGUGUCUGAUGGCAGGCAUGGAUCUUUGGGGACAGAAGGAGGCACGACAACAUCCAAUCCAUUGUCACAAGACGACUGGUACCACCAAGAUCUAGCUAGGCGCAAUGCGAGGGAACGUAUGGUAUGUGCCGUGGGAGGAUAAGUCAGCGCGCUACAUCGCCGGAACGAGGCAAGCAUCCCAAACCGAGAAGACACCCUGCGCGAAGCUGCAGUGUAUUGAAGGCAAUCCAUCUGCAGACUCCAGCCCGGACAUAAAGGACGAGGAACACCAGCAGCUCGCAAAGACGAAGUCCAGCGCUAAACGCCGCACGCCUAAACAGCUUGCGAAGGAUCGCGAUGCCCUGAUCGGACUAUUUGCAACUUCCACAACUCGUCAAGAACAAUGGAUCUCAUGGCUGCGGAGCGCGUCAAUCGAACGCCUCACGUUUCAGGCUACCUUCAUCAAUCUGUUUUUCGACAAAGCGGGCACACGAUUCAGAGGGUUUGAGAUAAUAUUGUCAUCUGCUGAUCGAGCUCCCGCUCUGAUCACAGCUUUGGACGCGAUUUGUCUUGUCCACGUAGGGACCAAGCACAAAGAUCAGCGGCUCCUAGAAGCAGCUCGAGUGACCUACGGCUCGGCACUCGCCAAGGUCCGCCGGGAGAUUCUCGCGCCGCAACGGGAUGCUUCGCUCUUGGUGGCAGCGGUGUAUUUGCUGACCAUCUGCGAGUUCUUCUCCGCGACUGCCGCGCCGGAUGAGGGCUGGAGACGUCACAUUCGCGGCAUUUUGCAGCUACUCGGAGCUCUCGAUCUAGCAGCCCUAGAUCCUUCUAUUCGUAUACUCGUCGGCACACUCCUUCGGGGUCCCGCCGUCUGGCAUGCAAUUCUUGAGCGCAAGAGUCUCCCAUCUCUCGACAAGAUUCAGCAUGCACUUGCAGAUGGGACCACGUUUAGCUCUUCCACUGGCUUCAUAAAAUUAGCAGUGAGAGUCCCGGGGAUCAUAGAGAAAGUGGACUUCCUGCGACACGCAAACCCGCGGCCAAGCGUCGCUGCUCUCUCAAUGUGUUGUCGCGAAAUCGUAUCCCUCUGCAACGAGCUCCAGCACUGGAUGACUUUAUGGACCGAAACGCUCUUGGAAGAGCCCUUCCAGAUUGCGCCUAUCUCGAUACUCGCCGAUAGCAAAGUGGCAAUGGCAACUUCCAAGACAGCAUUCCCAUUCGCCUACCAAUUCUCAAACCCGCUCCUCGCACCAAAGCACAGGACUUAUUGGACAUGUAUGCUUUCCUUGAAGCAGGCGCAUCUGGACCUUUUCGAAGCGUUUCCAGAGCUCCUCCACGAAUUGCAGUGCGAUGAUCAGGAGAUGGAAAGACUCAUCACAACUGCGACAGAACUCGCAAAUCAUUUGUUAGGCCGUGCCCCGCACCCUUCGGCUGCAGAAAAUGGGCCAUGGCUCACAUCAGCGGUUCUCAACCACAUGCCAUCGGUCAUCGUCUCAGGUUGUCGCGAUAUGGCCACACUAUCUCCGACCUACUUCCUCCGCCGCGCCACCCCGGACGACGCACCAGCAAUCAGAGCCAUUGAAGAAUGUUCUGUGCAAAAGUUCAGCACGAUUCCGGAUCUCGCACAUCUCGCGCAACCGGGCACUUUCACUCCCAACUCUAUCUCCGGGCUGAACACCUGGCUCUCUCGUGGCCGAGUCUUCCUUGUGAUGGACUCUUCCGCUUCAGAGCCAAAAGCUGUGGGUAUCAUCGCGGCUCUCCCGAAGGAUAAUACGAUUUACAUUGCGGAGAUCUCUGUUCUUGCAGAACAUAACGGGAAAGGUGUAGGAGGCAUGCUGUUGAAUGCUGUCUUCGACUGGGCGCGAGAGCUAGCUAUUCAGACAGGAGAGGAAGUGUCGAGAGUGUCAUUGACGUGCUAUAAGGAUGUGCCUUGGAAUGGGCCUUGGUAUCGAAGGAAGGGUUUUGUCGAGGUUGAGGCGGAGAGCCUUGGCAUUGAGCACGAGGAGAAGAUGGAAUUGGACAGGAAAGUGAGGAAGUUGGAGGUGGGAGGUUAUAAGAGGUGUUGCAUGCUGUGGACGGAACAACGGGGGAGAGUUUGA